ACGGGCCGUGGUGCCGGCUGGAGCCAUUCGAAGAUCCGAAGCGCGUUUUCUACAGCAAAGCAUUGCUAGUUCAUAGCCAUUUUUGUGUUGGAAAAUGCAUCCCAGGGCUCGAGUCCACGCAGACCCGGCUAUGGAGUUGGACCAGAUCGACUGCUUGCCGGACGCGCUCGUCCUGCUCAUCCUGAACAAGCUGGAGGACGUGCGCUCCCUGGGCCGCUGCUCCGCCGUGUCGAAGCGGCUCAACGGGCUCGUCCCACUCGUCCACGACGUCUACGUCAAGAUCGACCGUGUCGUGGCCGUGGACGGCGACGCCGACGACGCUCUCAACCUGGCAUCUCCCAAGCCCCGGCACAUCUUCUCUCACUUCCUGAAGCUCAUGCUGUUCACCAUCGUCAAGCCAUUCCACAGCAUCCGCAACCCGGGCAGGCCGCCGCUGUUCCCGCAUCUCGCGCAGCAUUCGCCCGUGCAGGUGUUACGGAGCUUCUCCCAAGUCCGGAAUCUCCGGGUGGAGCUCCCCUCCGGCGAUGUCGGCACCGAGGAGGAGGUGCUGCUGAAGUGGAGGGCCAAGUACGGGAGCACGCUUCAGAGCUGCGUGAUUCUCGGCGGUACCCUGGUCGAGCGCAAGCCUACUGGCGCUGCUGGCCACGAGCCGUCGACGGAUGACAGCGGAAGCAUGCCGGAGUCUUUCUACACCAAUGGCGGGCUGAAGCUCCGUGUCGUGUGGACCAUCAGCUCCCUGAUUGCCGCGUCGACGAGGCAUUUCCUUCUCCGGUCAAUCAUCAACGACCAUCCGACAUUGAGAAGCUUGGUCUUGGCGGACGCCGACGGGCAAGGCGUGCUGUCAAUGGGCACGGAGCAGCUCGAGGAGUUCAGGGAGAACCAGCUGUCAGCCUCGGCGUGUUCCAACAGGACGCAGGUCCCGGCGUGCAGCAUGAAGUUGAAGUAUGCGCCGUACCUCGAGCUGCCUGGUGGCUUGGCGCUGCAGGGGGCAACUCUUGUUGUUAUCAAGCCGUCUGCUGAUGGGACUAGUGGUUGUCAUGUCAGUCGGAAGGAAACUGAAGCUUUUGUUUCAGGCGCGUUCGAUGGACCGUUCAGAUUCGCGGCCAAGGCGCUGAUGAGGAGACGCACCUAUCUUUUGGAGAUGAAUGGUUUCUAAGCCUGUUGUUCCUCGAGCUGUUCAUGAAUAUAAUUUUAGUGCAUCCCAGCAUUUCCCUUCUAUU
Lolium rigidum is the source of this 1220-nucleotide messenger RNA. RefSeq names its product F-box protein At4g18380-like. The transcript has a single exon. Bases 95 to 1156 code for a protein of 353 amino acids. The record is from RefSeq and is a predicted model, not a curated record. Gene Ontology annotation, molecular function: protein binding. Lineage: Eukaryota; Viridiplantae; Streptophyta; Magnoliopsida; Poales; Poaceae.